Molecule: messenger RNA, 291 nt
Organism: Neurospora crassa OR74A
Lineage: Eukaryota; Fungi; Ascomycota; Sordariomycetes; Sordariales; Sordariaceae
Exons: 2
Coding region: 1-291 (96 amino acids)
Source: RefSeq, a predicted model, not a curated record
AUGUCCAGUUCUAACUCAACAAUCAACAAUAACAACACAACAUCCUCCUCAACCACGGGGGGCUCAACAUCAUCAUACAAAUCUCCCUUCCCAAAUAGCUCCGUCCAGCCAAGAAGGGAAUCCAGAUUCACCGAGCACUUUGAGUACAGCGAGUGGAAGAAUAUGCCUAGCGUGGUUGACCACAGCAAGCAUUUCGAGUUGAUGGCGGUGCCGAUUGAGCAUGAGAGGAAGGAAGCCGAGGAGAAGAAGAAGAAGAAGUCUUGGGGUUGGGGUAGUGGUAGUGGUAAAUGA